AUGUCUGACAAGGCCAACAUGACCCUCACCCGCCCGACCGAGACGGUGUGGCAGAUCAACCUCCAGGCUCCCCCCGACAACCGCCUCACCAUCGAGUUCCUCACCGAGCUCUCGGCGACCCUCGACCAGGUCGAGGCUGAGUGGCGCAAGUCUGGCGGCGGUGAGGACGACAAGGGCAAGAACAACGGCGCCGGUGCGCUCAUCAUUACCUCGUCGCUGCCCAAGUUCUUCUCGAACGGCCUUUCGCCCACUGUCCUCGGCGUCCCUGGCUUCUUCGAGUCCGUCUUCGACCCCGUCAUGUACCGCCUCCUGACCUUCCCCCUGGUCACCAUCGCCGCUGUCAACGGCCACGCCUUCGCCGGUGGCAUGAUCCUCGCCUUCUGCUGCGACUACCGCGUCAUUAGCAGCGGAAAGGCCAUGAUGUCGAUGAACGAGAUCUUCCUCGGCCUCCCUAUGCCCAACUCGUUCGCGACCUGGCUCCGCAUGCGCCUCCCCUACCAGGCGCUCCGUGAGACCAUGCUCGGCAAGCGCUGGUUCCAGAAGGAGCUCCUCGCCGCCGGCAUGGUCGACGAGAUUGCCGAGCCCGACCAGGUCGUCCCCAAGGCCAUCGAGAUCGGCACCCGCGAGGGCGCCAAGGUCGGCGGCGGCUCCUGGGGCGCCAUCAAGGUGAGCCACCAGCGCCAGAUCUGGCGUCCGUUCAUGGAGGCCGACGCCUUCUGGGCGCGCAUGGAGCGCGAGGGUGUUGCCGCCAAGUUCGCUGAGAAGGCGAAACUCUAA
Messenger RNA from Trichosporon asahii var. asahii CBS 2479, 777 nucleotides. RefSeq lists its product as uncharacterized. Gene Ontology annotation, cellular component: peroxisome. The record is from RefSeq and is a predicted model, not a curated record. Gene Ontology annotation, biological process: fatty acid beta-oxidation. Lineage: Eukaryota; Fungi; Basidiomycota; Tremellomycetes; Trichosporonales; Trichosporonaceae. The transcript has 3 exons. Bases 1 to 777 code for a protein of 258 amino acids. Gene Ontology annotation, molecular function: enoyl-CoA hydratase activity; delta(3)-delta(2)-enoyl-CoA isomerase activity.